GUUGUCGCAUACAAGUGCCUUUUUUUUAUUUAAUUUAAAAAAUAAUUUUCCAUUUCUUGUCCUAUUUUAUUUUCCUUAAAUGUACAUAUUCACCCGCACGUAUAUUACAAGUUAAUUCCUUUGUUGCUCUUUCUACCUCCGAAAUAAACGGGCUUCUCAGAAAAAAAAAGAAAAAAAAAAAAGUUUCUGUUUCCUUUCAUUUGUCUCCUAAAUAUCUUUUUACAGCGUGUUUGUUCGAUCCCAUUGCUCUCUAGAAACUGCUCCUGAAUUUUAUGGGCAGUUUUUAGUUACUGGUGCAGGAGAACAUACAAGCUUCUUCCUGUUUCUUCAAGCCCAGAUGGGACCGAUUGGUAGAGCUCUGGUUUUUUGUUGUGGAAACAGGGCAGUGAUUUGGGGUGGAGGAGAAUUCAGAACCAGAGGUGUGAGAUAGAAGACGAUUUCGAAGGCCUUGGCUUUGCUGGAAUUCAGGGGAUUUUAGAAGAUUUUUUGAAUUUAUUUGACUUGGUUUGAAGAAAUGAUGACUGUUUUGGAUCAAAACUUCAAUUUUUGAUCUGGUUUUUGCGGGAAAGAAGAGGAGAAUUUCUUCAAUCGUUGGCGUUAGAAUUAGCUUGUGGAGGACAGAGAGAGAAAAACAGAUACAGAGAGAGAAAGAAGGGGGAUAUUUUUGUAACUUACUGUAAUGGAGGCAGAGGCGGCCUCGGCUGAGCAGCCGCAGGCGGCGGCGCAGCCAACCUUGCCCCGGAAGAAGAUGACGAAGCAGUUAACAGGAAAGCGCGAUGAUACGCCUUUGCAUUCCGGAGUGAGGUCAGGAAACAUGGCCGUGGUGAUGGAUAUCCUUGAAAAUACAGAAGAGGGUGCGUUGAAGGAGUUAUUGACAAAGCAGAACUCAUCUGAUGAAACAGCACUAUAUGUUGCUGCAGAAUAUGGUUAUGUUGAUUUGGUCAGGGAGAUGAUCAAGUGCUACGAUCUCUCUGACGCCGGAAUCAAAGCGAGAAACGGGUUUGAUGCGUUCCACAUUGCUGCCAAACAAGGGGAUAUGGAUGUGUUGAAUGUGCUUAUGGAGGCUCAUCCGGAAUUGACCAUGACAGUGGAUCUAUCAAACACCACGGCUUUGCACACGGCUGCGGCGCAAGGGCAUAUCGAGGUGGUGAGCUUUCUGUUGGAAGCAGGAAGCAGCCUGGCAACCAUUGCUAAAAGUAAUGGCAAGACCGCGCUGCAUUCUGCGGCGAGAAAUGGUCAUUUGGAGGUUCUGAAAGCGCUUUUGGACAAGGAGCCUGGUAUCGCAACACGUGUGGAUAAGAAGGGGCAAACGGCACUUCACAUGGCGGCUAAGGGGCAGAAUCUUGAGGUGGUGGAGCAGUUGAUUAACGCAGAUCCUUCCUUGAUAAACAUGGCGGAUAACAAAGACAAUACCGCAUUGCAUAUUGCUACUCGGAAGGGUAGAGGGGAGAUUGUGAAGAUACUACUCGAACACAGUGAAACCAACACAAAGGCAGUAAACAAGUCUGCAGAAACUGCCCUUGACACUGCCGAGAAAACUGGGAACUCGGACAUUAAAGCUUUUCUCCAAGAGCGCGGUGUCCAGAGUGCUAAAGAAAUCAAGCCACAAGCAAGAAACCCAGCUCGAGAGCUGAAACAAACGGUGAGUGACAUCAAGCACGAAGUCCACCACCAGCUAGAACACACUCGCCAAACCAGAAGACGCGUCCAAGGCAUUGCCAAACGCCUUCACAAAAUGCACUCGGAAGGCCUCAACAAUGCCAUAAACUCAAACACUGUCGUGGCUGUCCUCAUUGCCACGGUCACCUUUGCAGCAAUUUUCCAAAUCCCUGGCCAAUACGUUGAUGACCCUGAAGACAUUCCCAAGGGGCAGUCACUUGGCGAGGCAAACAUUGCUCCCAAACUCGCCUUCAUAAUCUUCUUCAUCUUCGACUCCAUUGCGCUUUUCAUUUCUCUUGCUGUCGUGGUGGUGCAAACUUCAGUGGUGGUAAUCGAGAGCAAGGCGAAGAAGCAGAUGAUGGCGAUCAUGAACAAGCUGAUGUGGUUGGCUUGCGUGCUUGUUUCCGUGGCAUUUUUGGCGCUCUCUUUCGUUGUGGUGGGUGAACAGAAGUGGCUAGCAAUUGGAGUAACAAUCAUAGGAACUGUAAUUAUGGCUGCAACUUUGGGGACUAUGUGUUUCUGGGUAGUUAGGCAUCGGAUUGAGGCGAAAAACAUGAGGAGCAUUCAGAGAACAUCGUUGGACAGCAGAUCGCGGUCGUGGUCGUUGUCUGCAGUAAUGUCUGAAUCUGAGCUCCUCAACAAUGACUAUAAGAAAAUGUAUGCAAUUUGAAACUACUUCCACAAACACGCCUGCCACAUUUUUUGGGUUCUUGGUUUUCCAGCAUUGGGCCCAACAGGUGUAACUAUUAUAUAAUUAACUUCAAAAAUGCAUAUUUUCGAA
Molecule: messenger RNA, 2440 nt
Organism: Pyrus x bretschneideri (Chinese white pear)
Lineage: Eukaryota; Viridiplantae; Streptophyta; Magnoliopsida; Rosales; Rosaceae
Product: ankyrin repeat-containing protein At5g02620
Exons: 4
Coding region: 680-2329 (549 amino acids)
Cellular component (GO): plasma membrane
Molecular function (GO): protein phosphatase regulator activity; protein phosphatase 1 binding
Source: RefSeq, a predicted model, not a curated record